AUGUUGACCACCGAGUUGUCCGAGGCUCAGGUCUCUGCCCUGCGGGCUAACAAGGACCGGCUUGCAAAGGACCUGCAUCAUAGUUGUCAGUGGGGUUCUGGGAUCCGCUGGGGAGAUGGAUCGUCAGACACCGGGAUGCAGCGUCUGGCUCUAUCCGAGGAUGACAAGAAAGUGCGAGACUGGUUUAUCGAAACAACAAAAGCCCUAGGAUGCACCGUCACAGUAGACCAGAUGGGCAACAUCUUCGCUGUCCGUCCCGGACGGAGAAAGGACGUUCCCGCGACCUUCAUCGGCAGCCAUCUCGACACGCAGCCAACAGGCGGCCGGUACGACGGCAUUCUAGGCGUCUUAUCUGGCGUUGAAACCCUCAAGGCGAUGAAUGAGAUGGGCUUGGAAACCGAAGGUGGUGUUGGCGUGGUCAACUGGACCAACGAAGAAGGCGCCCGCUUUCCAAUCAGCAUGAUCGCCUCCGGCGUAUGGGCAGAACACAUUCCUCUUGAAAAGGCCCACGGCCUGAAAGAGGUCCCCACGGUAGCCUCCCUCCCCACUGCCUCGUCCGCGCCCGAGACGAUGAAGUCCGCCCUGGAGAAAAUAAACUACCUCGGCACCACGCCGUGCUCCUACAAAGAGACCCCCAUGGCCGCCCACUUCGAGCUACACAUCGAACAAGGCCCGCACCUCGUCUCCUCCGGCCAGCGCGCCGGCGUCGUCACAGCGGUGCAAGCCUACCGCUGGUACCACGUGAACGUCAUCGGGCGAGACACCCACACAGGAACAACAGCCUUCGAGCACCGCGCCGACGCACUCUACGCCUUCUCGCGGAUGAUGGUGCGCGCGCGCGAAGUCGCCUCCUCGCACGGCUGUCUCGCCAGCGUCGGCAUCGUGGAGACCAAGCCUGGCAGCGUGAACACCGUCCCCGGCGAGGUAAGCUUCACGCUCGACAUCCGCGGGCCCAAAGACGAGCUCGUCGCGGUCGUCGAAGCCGCGCUGAAGAAAGACUUCGACGCCAUCGCCGCCGAGGAAGGCAGGGGCAUCGGCAAGCCGUGCCGCGUGGAGUGGACGCUCGAUUUCGACUCCCCCUUGGUGCAGUUCCACCCGGACUGUAUCGAUUGCGUGCAGCAGUCGGCUGAGGCGGUAGUCGCGGACGCGGGCUCGUCGGAGCCGAAGUCGCUUGUGCGUGAGAUGAUGAGUGGUGCGGGCCAUGAUAGCGUGUUUACCUCGAAGAGAGUCCCGACGAGUAUGAUCUUUGUGCCUUGUAAGGAUGGGCUCAGUCAUCAUCCGGAGGAGUUUUGCUCUGCGGAUGACUGUGCUACUGGGACGUCUAUUAUUUUGCAAGCGGUCGUCCGGUAUGACAGGAAGAGAUUCUCUGCGUGA
Molecule: messenger RNA, 1374 nt
Organism: Aspergillus candidus
Lineage: Eukaryota; Fungi; Ascomycota; Eurotiomycetes; Eurotiales; Aspergillaceae
Product: M20 family metallo-hydrolase
Exons: 3
Coding region: 1-1374 (457 amino acids)
Molecular function (GO): hydrolase activity, acting on carbon-nitrogen (but not peptide) bonds, in linear amidines
Source: RefSeq, a predicted model, not a curated record